AUGAGUCAUCUCUCUCUUCUUGCCAUCGCUCUCCUCGUUCUGGGCUGCGAGGCCAACCACUUGGACCUGAAAGGUCCACCAUGUCCGGAUGGAAACGGACUUUAUGCUGUGGGGUGCAGCCAAAAGUACCUCGAGUGUGUGAAUAAUGUGGAGUACGUGCAGACGUGCCCGGAGGGACUCACCUUCGAUCGGCUCAUGUCCCGGUGUGAGCGCCGUUCCAACAACUACCUCUGCAAUUCUGAGAACCGCCGUACCCUCAAUGUCCGCCAGAAAGUCAUCGCGUUCAACUGUACUGGACGACUCAGCGGAGACUACCCACUCGACAAGACCGUAUGUAAUGAAAAUUACUAUCAGUGUUCUAAUGGGAUGUUCUUCAUGAGAAAAUGUCCUCAUCAACAAGUGUACGUCCCACUUCUCAAGCGUUGCGACUACAAGAGCAUGUGCAAUGAUGUCAAAACACAUCCUGCUCGUGCCUACGCCUCACCAACUUAUGAUGCCGAUAACUUUGUUGUCACCACCAAGGAAUUCGAGAACGGACACCAUGGAAUCGACUGCAAAGUUCAAGGAGAUAUGUACUUCACCAACGACAAGCAAUGCUCUCCAUACUUUUUCCAAUGCUCCAACGGGAAAUUGUUCAGAAAGACUUGCCCAGAAGGUUUGAUCUAUGUGCUGGACCAGAAUCUCUGUGAUUACCCACAAGGAGUGAAAGGAUGUCCAGAAUAUGAUGGCUCCGAGACUUCAUACCAGUCACCAGACUCCACCACCACUUCUGCUCCAUAUGCUCCACCAGUUGCUGCACCAGCCGCGCCAUAUGCUCCAAUUCCAUAUUCUCCAGCAAAUGAGCCAACUCAUCCACCAGCAACUCGUCCAAUUCCAACUCGUCCAACAUACAAUCCACCAAAAACUACGUACACUCCAAGAUACACUUCUGCUGCUGCUCCGACUGUUGCUCCAACUGCGGCUCCAUACGUUCCAGCACCAGCUCCAGUUGCCCCAGUCUACUCUCAACAAAUUUCCUACAAUCCAGCAAUUCAUGGAGAUUGUAAGAACAAGGAUGACGGAUUCUAUGGUAUCAAGCAUUGUCAUUCAAAGUUCUUGGCUUGUACUGGAGGAUAUGGUCGUGUUGUCUUCUGCGCCGAGAAUUUGUAUUUCGAUGAGAGAGUUUCAGCUUGUGACUUUGCUGAUGCUUGCAAUGGACCACGCAAACAAGAAGACAUCUCUGUGCUCUACAACCACGGAGGAGCUUACAAUGAGCAACCAGCUGAGAUCAAGGUCGAUUUCGAUUGUACUGGAAAGUCUAACGGAGAUUAUGUCAAGGAAGCCUGCAGCAAAACUUAUUUCCGUUGCCAGGACGGAAGAGCAUUUGCUGCCAGUUGUGCAGCUGACUUGGUCUACAACAAAGCCACGCUCACUUGUGACUAUGCUGACCAUUGUGAUAAGAACUACGUGGAGCCAUCCAAGACCUAUGGAGGAAACGACAAGCCGAUUCCAACCAUCAAGUACGAAGCUCCAGUCGUCUACACCACUCAACCACCAAAGACUACUGGAUACACUCAACCAGCCAGAGAUACCGAACGUCCAUCGACCAUCUAUGCCCGUCCAAUCUACACCAAAGCUCCAACAACUGUCGGAUAUGAGGAACCAGUCACCACUCGUGCCCCAUACACCACACACGCCACUGAAGCUCCAAUCAUUGUCGAUGAUUUCUCUUGCACCAACCUCAUCGAUGGAAACCAUGCUUCUGGACUCUGCAAGAACGUCUUCUACACUUGCUCCAACAACCAGCUGACAGCAACCAGAUGCCCAGGAGGACUUGUGUUCAAUCCAUACCUAGGACAAUGUGACUACGAGGAGAACGUCCGUGACUGCAAAGGAUACCAACCAGUUGAGACCACUACUCAGUUGUACUCCAGACCAGAGAGUACCACCGGAAGAUAUGCUGAGUAUUCCACCAGAGUCUCCACUAUCAACAGAUACGAGCCAAUCGUCACCGACGGAUACGUUCCAACCACCACUCCAGGAUACGCUCCAACUGUCACCACCGGAUACGGUUAUCCAACUGUUCCAGUGACACCAGGAUAUGCUCCAGUCAGAACCACCAAGCCACCAAGACAUGCAGCUUACUGUGAACUGCUCAGUAAUGGAAACUAUGGACGUGUCUGCGAGCAAUACUUCAUUCAGUGCUACAACUCUGAAACAUUCGAGCAAGAAUGUCCAGCUGGAUUGUACUACAGUAUUGCGAAUGACCGUUGUGAUCACAAGGAAAAUGUUGAAGGUUGUCCAGAGUACAAGCCAACUCCAACCACAACACCAGCAGCCGAGCAGCCACAACCACCAAAGUAUGGAUACAAGCCAGACAAGUAUCCAAACAUUGACUACACCACCACGACUCCAGGACCAGUUGACACCACUCCAAUUGCUGAAGCCUUCUCUUGCUAUGGACGUCCUGAUGGAAUCUACGCUCUUCCAUACUGCUCGAAGGACUACGUUCAAUGCAUUCAUGGCCGCUCUCUGGUCAGUUCCUGUGCUGCUGGACUCUUCUACAGUGAGUCAACUGGACUCUGUGACUACAAGGCAAAUGUGGAGAUCUGUGGAAACCGCAAGGGAUCCGACAUCAUCUCUACAAAUGCUUGCAGUGGAAAAGCGGAUGGAUACUACUCUGUUGGAUGCUCUUCUCACUAUUUCUCCUGCAUCAAUGAGCGAAUUCGCAAGGAGACCUGCCCAAACAAGCUCAAAUUCUCGAAGGAGAAGAAAUCCUGCCAGUAUCCAACUGAUAUCUCCGAGUGCUCCAUUUCAGUAAAUCCAGACAGAGCUCCACCAGCAGUUCCAAGUGAUUUCUGCGUCAUCAGACCAAACGGACUCCACGCUUUCAAGACAUGCUCCCCACACUACGUUGUCUGUGACAACAAGAGAGCAAUUGCUGGAACGUGUGCCACCCCACUUGUCUUCAACGGACUCAACCAACUCUGCGACUACAAGAGCAACAACAAGGAGUGUGUGAAGGACUACAUCCCUGCAGUUACUUCUUCAUACAACAGCUACACCACCCCGGCUCAGGAGCAACCAACUACCACAGCUACACCAUACGUCCCACAGACCACUACCACCGGACAUAUCUUCUACAAGGCUUCUUCUACUACCACUCAACGCUAUCAGCAGCCAACAACCACUACUACUCCGUACCAGGCUCCAACAACUACUACCACACAACGCUAUCAGCAGCCAACUACCACAACCACUCAACGGUACCAGCAACCGACCACUACCACCACCCAACGGUACGAGCAGCCAACUACCACCACUGCUGCCACCACAACUCCAUCUCGUGAUGUAGAGAUCCCAACUACUACUACUGGUUACAAACCGUAUGAAGAGACCACCACCACUCCGGCAAGAGAUGUCACCACUACCACUGCCUCGUAUGUUCCAACAACCACCGCUCAUCAAUCUUGGUAUUAA
Molecule: messenger RNA, 3459 nt
Organism: Caenorhabditis remanei
Lineage: Eukaryota; Metazoa; Nematoda; Chromadorea; Rhabditida; Rhabditidae
Exons: 13
Coding region: 1-3459 (1152 amino acids)
Cellular component (GO): extracellular region
Molecular function (GO): chitin binding
Source: RefSeq, a predicted model, not a curated record